Molecule: messenger RNA, 3544 nt
Organism: Alosa sapidissima (American shad)
Lineage: Eukaryota; Metazoa; Chordata; Actinopteri; Clupeiformes; Clupeidae
Product: PR domain zinc finger protein 4-like
Biological process (GO): cell fate commitment; regulation of transcription by RNA polymerase II
Cellular component (GO): nucleus; cytoplasm
Molecular function (GO): DNA-binding transcription factor activity, RNA polymerase II-specific; histone deacetylase binding; RNA polymerase II cis-regulatory region sequence-specific DNA binding
Source: RefSeq, a predicted model, not a curated record
GGAGGGAGGAGAAUUCCUCACCUGUCCCAGUAGUAACCCGCAUUCCGUUUUCCGCAGACAGGUGAUUGACUAGCUGAGGCCACAUUAAAAUUCAGCAAAGAGAAGGGACGCUCUGCGAUGCCACUUUGUUUCCUUUUGGCUCGAAGAGAAAUGCAUCGUUCUCCACAGCACCGGUAGUGGGAAAUACGAACUGAAGCCAGGAUGAACGAGAUGAACCUGAGUCCCGUGGGGAUGGAUCAGCUGAGCGUGCCCUCGGUGAGCGCGAGCCACCUCGGCCUCCCCGCCUCCCCCACGCACAACUCCAUCACAUCAGCAGGCAUGCCAGCAGUGGCCAUCCCGAGCUUGGCGUCAUCUCUGGGGCCGUUGCCGUCGGCGCUGUCCCUCAUGUUGCCCAUGGCGCCGCUGGCCGAGCGCAACUACCCCCUGCCCCCGCCCCCCUACCCCCAUCUGGAGAGCAGCUACUUCAGGCACAUCCUACCAGGUAUCCUAUCGUACCUGGCGGACCGUCCCCCGCCCCAGUACAUCCACCCGAGCAGCCUGGGCAUGGACGCAGCUCUGUCAGCGGCCAGCAGCGGCCCCCCAGGCCUGGACCCGUAUGGGGGGGGUGCGGGGGGGGGUCUGGAGCCGUUGGGGCUGGUGGGGGUGGGCGGUCUGGACGCGGACUCUCGGCAGGUGGGGGGGCAGGGCGAGCAUGAGGUGCAGGUGUCGCUGGACGGGAGCCUGGGGGGGGCCAUGGAGUCGCGGGGCAGCAGUCCUGAGGGGCCGCUAGGCGGCAUGGAGGGGGGGCGGGGGGGGGUUGGGGUGAUGCCCCUGGAGUUGCCCCCUGCGGUGCUGGAGCAGGAGCAUAUGGGGGGGGACCGCGGGGGUGGGGGGGAAGUGCUGCACCCGUCGGCUGAGCUCGGCGGGGGGGGUGUGAGCGUGGUGCUGACGGGGUCGGCCACGCUGGGCAUCGGGCUGGAGCAGGUGACCCCAGAGGUGACCCUCGGACCGGAGAGCGGCCUCGUGCUGGUCAACAACACGCUGCAGCUCGACGACUCCACCUCCAACAAGGAGAACAUGGCGACCGCAUACAACAUCUGGUGUACCCUGUGUGACCGCUCCUACCCCUCGGACUGUCCCGAGCACGGCCCUGUGACGUUCAUCCCGGACACGCCCAUCCUCACCAGAGCCCGCCUCUCCUUGCCCCGCCCACUCUGCCUGCGCGUGUCAGUGGCCGACGAGCCAAUCGGUGUGUUUGCACGGGAGAAUGUUCCGGUCAGAACGUGCUUCGGGCCGCUGGUUGGGCAGCACUGUGGCAGCGUGGAGCUGAGUGCCUGGACAGACAAGGACACACCCCACAUCUGGAAGAUUUUCCAUGACAACCUGCAGGAGUUCUGCAUCGUCACUACAGAUGAGAACGAGUGCAACUGGAUGAUGUUCGUCCGCAAGGCCAGAACCACGGAGGAACAGAACUUGGUGGCGUACACGGACAACAGGAAGCUUUAUUUCUGCGUCUCCAGAGAGAUCGUCCCAGAGCAGGAGUUGCUGUUCUACUAUAGCAGUGACUACUGCAGGCAGAUGGGUGUUGCCAUGGUACCUGAGGGGCAGGUGUGCCACUGUGGGAAGGAAUGCUCCUCCUUCUCUGACCUCAAGGCUCACUUAUUAAGCCACGCCCCCAGCCCCGCCCCCCAGGAGCACCAUGCGUCUCACUCCGCCCACGAGCACACCAGCCAAUCAGCAGGCAAGCUGAACUCAGGCUCCGCCUCUUCCUCCCCCUGGCCGUGUCACGGAGGCCACGCUAGCGGAGGAGGCGGGGCUAGCGGAGGAGGCGGAGCUAGCGGAGGAGGCGGGGCUAGCGGAGGAGGUUCAGGGCGAUCCAGGAAGUUCAAGUGCAGCAUGUGUGCGCGCGCCUUCACCACGUCCACCAAACUCAACACUCACUUUAUGGGCCAUGUGGGCAUGAAGCCACACAAGUGCGAAUACUGCAGCAAGGCCUUCAGCGACCCCAGCAACCUCAGGAUGCACCUCAAAAUACACACAGGUCAGAAGAACUACCGCUGCAGUGUGUGUGAGAAGUCGUUCACCCAGAAGGCUCACGUGGCCUCACACAUGGUCAUCCACACGGGCGCCCGCAACCUCAAGUGUGACCACUGCGACCGACUCUUCAUGCGCAAGCAGGACCUCAAGCAGCACCUCCUCACACACACACAAGACAGCCAGAUCCGCUGCCCCAAGUGUGACAAGCGCUUCCUGAAAACCAACCACCUGAAGAAGCACCUCAACUCCCACGAGGGUCGCCGUGACUACAUCUGCGAGAAGUGCAGCAAGGCCUUCCUCACCAAGUACCACCUGACCCGACACCUCAAGAUCUGCAAGGGCCCGCAGAUGAGCCGGGGGGGGCCGGGGAGGGUGGGGAGGGGUGAGGAAGAGGAGGAGGAGGAGGAAGAUGAUGAGGAGGAGGAAGAGGAGGAAGCAGCUGAGGGACCAGACGACGCUGCUGCUGCCUCACAGGACUGCUGACUCGAGGAGGAGGGGGGUACUCCUCAGACCCCCCCCACCCCCCCCCCCAACUCUGACAUGACAUACCCCCAUCCAAAACUCUAACCCCCCCCCCCCCCCCACCACCUGUCCAACUGCACCGUGCCAAUUUUACCCAUGACCCCCCCCCCCCCCCCCCCUGUCCUGUCUAUUUAUUUAAUUCCCUCAUGUUCCUCACCUUUAACUCUGGCCCCGCCCUCUUGUCACGCCCACUUCAUGCCCAGUCAUGUGACCCACUGCAAACCUCAGCACUAACUCAGCAGAAUCAAAUCUCAGCACUAACAGUGACUCAGCAGAAUCAAACCUCAGCACUAACAAGGACUCAGCAGAAUCAAACAAGGACUCAGCAGAAUCAAACCUCAGCACUAACAAGGACUCAGCAGAAUCAAGCCUAAGCACUAACAGUGACUCAGCAGAAUCAAACAAGGACUCGGCACUAAUAAUGACUCAGCAGAAUCAUGGCUUAUUGUGUGAAGCCCCUCCCAUUAGCAGUGACCCAGCAGGAACAGAUAAUCUGAUUGGACAAGGCCCCAACACACAUCUGUUCCCACACACACAAACACACACACACUCACACACACACAAACACACAAACAAACAAACACACACUCACACACCAUCCGUGAGCCGAUUUGCACACACACACACACUAUCCGUGAGCUGAUGUGUGCACACACACACACACACACACACACACACACACAAUAUCUCUCUCCAUGUGUGAGCGUUUGUGCCAUAUCUCCACAUAUGGACAUGCUACUGGGCAUGAACCUCUCUCACGAGGCAGAUUAACGAAAGAUGUGUGAUGUCAUGAGUUGGUGAUGUCAUGAGUUAAUGAUGUCAUGAGUCUAUGAGGUCAAGAGUUGCUCUCCCGUAAGUGGCUGCUUCUACCAUACACAUUUCAUCUUUACUUACUGUUACCAUGGUUACAUGACUGUGUAGUGUAUGUGAUGUAGAACACUCGUGUUUUGUUUGUCCAGAUUAUGAUAAAUAUGUUUUUUUUAAAAUAAUAUACAUUUGAAAAUGA